UUUUUAAAAGUUUAGGAUUAGAUGAAAACAAGCUAUGGAUGCUUUUUUCACUUUUUGCAUGCCUAUCUUGGGUUAUAUAUAUUAUAUUUUACAAUUCUCGUGUAAUUGGUUUAAUAAUAUCAAAACUUCUUAAUAAAUGGUUUAUAAAAGGAGCUUAUUUUAAAAUUGGUUCGUUAUCAUUAAAUCCCUUAGCGGGAAAAAUUAUGUUUAGAGAUAUUGUGUACAUAAAUUUUGAUUACUCAAUUAGAAUUCAGGAUGGUUACAUUAUUUUUCGAUGGUGGAGAUCUUAUGUACCUAAAAAUGUAUCAGAAGAUUUGUCGCAUUCUGAUACACGACUCUCAGUACAGUUGAAUGGAUUUGAAAUUCAUACUUACAAUCGAUCUAAUUUGUAUAAUUUGCUAGAAAAAACUUUUGGUCUACCCUCAGCAAUUUUAAUGCCGACUGAAAAUUUUUCUUCCGAAGAGAAGGCAAAAAUUGAAGAGGUAAUGUUAAAUAUGGAAAACACCAGGAAAAGUUCAAAUCAAAAUAAAAAGAAGAAACGUCCAGAAGCAAUGACAGCAACGACAUGGAGAGAUUUGAUUCCAGUUAUUAAAAUAGAUAUCUGCAGUGGAAGAUUCGUCUUUGGAAAUAGGCUGACACCGACAACUUUAUCUAUAUCUAUAGAAGAAGCACAUUGUACAUAUAGUACUAAGCCAGCUGUUUGCAGAUUAGAUCAUUUUAUGCAUUUUGUAAAAGCAAAAAUUGAAAAUGCUAAAGUGAUGUUUGCUCCCAGCCCAAAAUAUACUGGCCUGGUAGAUGAGCCCCCAAGAUAUAUGGGAGAAGGUUUUGUUGUAAUGAUGUCUAAUAUUGUAGAGCUGUAUUUCUAUAUGGAUGAAGCGGGUGUUGUUCCAGAAGAACCCAUAUUAUUAACCUUGGCAAAUGGUGAUGUAGUUGAACCAGAUCCCCCAGUUUGGGGACUUGAUAUUAAAUGUGGUAAAGGAACUGAUUUCAGUUAUGGGCCAUGGGCAGAUCGCCAAAGGGAUCAUUUAUUCAAAUUUUUUUUUCCAAGUGAUUGGCAGAAAAUGAAACCAACUCCAAUGCCAAAAGCUGGGGAACUUCGAAUGUAUCAAUCUUUUGAUAUUACCCUUUGCACCUUAAAUGAAGCAACUAUUGAUAUAUUAUUUUCAAAAGACAAAGAAACCAAUGCAAUGCACGUUACUAUUGGACCCGGCUCUUAUGUUGAAGUAACAAUACCAUGGGUAACCCAAAACAAUGGAUAUACAACGGCUGUAGCCGGCCAAUUAUUACACGCUGAAGCGACUACAAGCUUACAAUAUCGAAGUUUAGCUGAAUUUGAAUCUCUCGAAUACAAAGUUAAAAUUCACUAUCCAUGUAAGUGGAAUGAUGCGCAAGACUGGAUUGUGAACCUUACAGGAUGUAAAGCUACAGCCUUUUUAGUGUAUAAACAUAAGUCUUUCUUCCAGGAUUUAAUAGAAGACUGGAGUUCUAAAGCUCGUCCCGAUAUUUUGACUUUUGUACCAUAUGUUUGCAAAUUCACUAUACUUUUAAAAGAUUUUGAGUUAAUAACUUUGAGCAAUGAAUAUAAUUGGAUAGAUUGCUCAAGUACAAAUCAAGAAAAUAAUCACAUAGCAUUUUGUGGAGAUUUGUUUGAUUUAAGUUUUUCUUUACCAUUUGACGAUUUUCUACCAGAAAAGGUUCCUAUUAAAUUUUGGAUUCAUGGUGAAGGCUUAGAUCUGAAAUUGUAUCUCCCAGAAGUUUCAACUUCAAGGCCAAUUGUUAUAGCAAUAGAUCAAAAUUGCAAAAUUCUUACUCGAAGUGGGAAAAUAAAAAAACGCUCAGAUUUGUAUCCACGUAAAUGGCAACGCGUAUGUCAAAGAAGUGUCGGAUGGGUAGAUUUUUGGUCGGCCCCGAUAGUAGCAAUAUCAAUUCUUUACGUAUAUCAUCCAAUGCCACCAGUUGGACCUCAAGCACAAGCAGACAUAACAACGCCAGAAAAGGAAGAGAUUUUAUUGAGUCCCAUUAGAAUACCUAAAUUAAAAAAAUCUCCUGUAAUGAAUUGGGCUAUGAAUGAAUCUUUUAAAUUUGACCCAACUACUCUACCAGCAGAUGAAGUUACUGUGGAAAUAGAAAUUGGGCCGUCAGUUUUGUUAGCAUACGGAAGUGUUUUGAGAAACUUUAUUCAUUUAAAGGUUCAUUGCGCGGUUGAUUUUUUUUUAUUUUAUAUGAAAAAUUAUUUGGUUUAUUUACAGGAAAAUAUAUUUGGAGACGAUCAAAACUUCUCUGAUAUGGAACAAUCAAACUCAAAUUUCAAAGCUUCAAUAGGAAUGGAGUAUAAUAAUAAGGAUAUUAGUAUUCUAAAAGAUGGUCAAAAUAAAAAUCCUGUUCCUAACGUUAUUGGGCCCGAUGAAAAACAAAAAUGUUUUGAUCCUCGAUAUUAUAGGCCCCUUGAAGUUGUAGUUUCUUUAACAAUACAUGAUAUUCAAGCUCAUUUAGUUAAAAAUUGCACUGAAACAGAUCCUCCUUGUCCAGUUAUAUUAAUUGAAAGGCUUGGUUUUGAGAUGAAAAAGCGAUAUACUGAAACGGAAUUACAGGUCCUCGUUAGUCCGUCUUAUUUAAUUUCGUUGGAUAACAUAAUUCGAUCUAAUCAGGAAAAACAUAUUAAACAAGGUCACAUUAUGAUGUCUGCUUUGCAGAUUCGAGGUCAUGCAAUGUUCAGUAAUGAAGGACGAAGUUUGGAUGAUGAAACGUUGGAAUAUGCUUGGUUGCUGGAAAUCCAAUUAGGAAAAAUACAAGCAAAGCUUACUGCUGCCCAAUUGCUUCAAGUCAUCUCUGGUCUAGAAACAUUUAUUCUAUUAACUGUAGAUCCUGAAAACUGCGUCAAAUCACCCAAAAAUGAGCAAUUAUGUUAUCAUGGAAAUUUAAAUAAAAGUUGCCCUAAAAUAAAAGGUAUUACAAAAUACAAGUGUCCAUCUUCAGAAGAAAUCAAAUAUAAAAUGACGAGAGUUUCCAUCGACGCUAUUGAUAUGUAUUUAAUUGAAGGUGGAACUGCUUUACAUACAUGGAUUUCACCAGUUCGUUUGUCAAUGUGCAAUUUGCAUGGACAAAAAGUAAAGCUUGGAGUUACUGGUCUACUUCCUUAUGUGUUAAUUCGCUUAUUUUUGCAAAAUAAUAAAAACUACUCCCAUAAUUAUAAUGGCAGGAAAAGCUCAAAACCGAUAAAUAUAUAUGAUUUAGGAGAAGAAGAACUGAAUUCGACUGAAUUUAAGAGAAAAAGAGAUUCUAGUUUAAGGAAUAAUAUAAAAAACAAAGAAAAUCUUACUAAAAAUUUGAAGGAUGACAUUUCAGACAAAAACAUUAAUUUAGAAGAUGCGCAUCAGAUAUUCAAUCAAGAUCAUUGGAUUGAAGUUGGUUACUCAUCUUUUGGUCCCAUAUUGUUUGAAGGAGCAUCAGCUUUGCCCUUUCCAGAUCAUAAAUUACAUGAGCUACAACAUAAUUUUCUAAAAGAACAUGAUCAGCGUUUGAAAAAGUUAUGGUUCUUGUGGAAUGGGUUCAACGGUUCGAAAUCGAAUUCUAUGAGGUGUGGCUGUAUUGGAGGAUGCGCCUUUUUCGGAACAAAUAGGAAUGGAUCUAAAUUUUUUAAACCAAGCAGUCAGGAUAUUAGAGAUAACAUUAAUAUAGCGAAGUUCCACAUACUGAACAAGUCUAAGGAGGUUGGUUUCGGUGAAAGUAUUUUACAUAAAGGAAAAUUAGUAUUUCAUACGCCACCGUAUAGUUUACGCCCUGUCAUUCUUUGUGACAAUAACGAAACUUACAAUCUUGAAAUACUGCAUGAUCAAAAGUACAGUUUAUCUGAAAUUGAUCCUCACAAAAAAGCUGUGCACAUAAAUAGUAAAAGAAACAGAGAAUCCUCGGUUCCGCCUGCGACAAGUACUGUAAAAUACAAUUCUGUGAUUAAUAAUGCUGUCAAGCAAAAUCAAUAUGAAGUGCCAUAUUCCCGAUUGUUAGAAAGUCCAUCAAAAAAGAUAACCCGGAAGGAUUGGCAAACAUCGACAAGUCACAGUACAUUAGCGACAAAAACCCCAGAAUCCAUUCAAUAUUCUGUUCCUAAAACAAGUGCAUCUGAUUCGAGAUUAACUUGUGAAAUUGAUUUUUCAGAAGAUUUAGAAGUACCCAAUAUAAUGUCUCACUCAGCUCCUCAAACAAAUCCUUUACAUUUUGAAACUACUCAAUUAAAUGUAAAUUCAGGGGAGGAGUACGAAAAAACUAAUGCCCCUUUUACAGCAUCUAUCACAUCAGAUUGUCCGUCAGAAAUUUUUUUCUCAGCUGAGGAAGAUAUUCAAAGUAACUUUCAAGCCGGAAGUAAUACAUUUAAUUCGCCAAUUGAACCAUUUUCUAAUAACAUGUACAGUCACAGGCCAUAUUAUGCAACAUGUAAAUCAGAUACAGAAUUUAAGAGACGAGAUUCCAAACAUAAUUAUAAUAGAAUUAGUGGAAGCAACAUAGAAUUAAUUAACACCCACGCCGGAAAUUCUUCAGAAAGCCCUUCAUUUUCAACAAAUUCAUUUAUAUCGGCUAUGUCUUCACAAGAGGAUGUAGCGUUAUCGAACUCACAUAUACAAAUGAACCGUUCAAUAUUCGAAUCUCAACUUUUAAUGGAAAGUUAUUUGAAUCAUUUAGCUUUGCUUACGUGCAAUAAUUGGAGCACAUGUUCAUUUCCAUUUGGUGCAGAUGCUUUAUCUUUACCGCUUUAUCAUGAAAACGAAAACGGUGAAUUGGCAUAUAUUGGCGCCAAAAUGUUUCCUAAAUUUGAAUUACUAAAUAAUUGGAAAGAAAUAAAAAUGUUACCGAAAGUUGAUUUGAAUUAUGAUAAUGCGUACCAACAAAAUAUGAACGAAGGUUUGAAACCCCAUCCAUGGGACCCAAGUGUAAUGUUGAGUAAAACAAAUGAAGAUUGUGAUGGCGAAGAUAGUGAAUUCCUAGAUUUUCAAAGCGAAUCCGUAGCUUCCUGCGUUUCCAUUGUCAUGCGAAUGAAAGGGCAGUGUAACGUCCUAAUGACACCACUGCUAUUGGAAGGUAUUCAAAGAAUCAUUGAAACAGUUAUACCAUCUCUAUCUUCAAUGCAUCCUUUAACAGUUAUUAAUUCUAUGCACUACUCAUGUAUGAAUAGAGUGCAAAAUGAUAACAUUCUAAAAAGUGAUGAAAGCUUAAGCCACUGGUCUCAAAUUAAUUCAAAUCAGAAAGGCACUGAAAAUGUACAGCAAACACCUAGAGAUUCAGUUCUAAGUGAUGUUUAUAAAGAAAGUAUUACUUCAAAAAUUCAGGGGCUUUUUAUAAUACCAAAAGUUUCAGUCAAUAUGCUUCAAGCAUCAGUUGUAAGUGAAAGGACAUCACUUACGAAGUUGGAUAACAUACAAGAACUAAGCUGUGUGUCAUUAUUAGCAUUUUAUAUACAAGGAAUAUCAGCCAAAUUUCACUUAGCAAAAACUAAUAAAGCUUCUAUGCAAAAUAUUUAUAUACAAAAAACCAUAAAAUCCGAAAAUCAAACUAAAAAAUCAGGAAUAAUGAGAGGAACAAAAGCUUUUCUAGCACAAUUAUCAAGUCAGGCUAGGCCAGACAAUAUUGCAGGAGAGCCGAUAUUAAUAGAAACAUCAGAAAAACAAUUGGAAGAGCUUGUGAUUGCACUAGAUGUAGCAAGUACACAUAUUCAAUUAAGGCGACUGAAAAAUGAAUCUAAUAAAAGCCAAAGCUCUCAGGCAAUUAUAACAGCUAUUCCUGAGUACAAAAGUAAAACAUCAUUUUCUUGUGUGAAAAUGCCAGACAAUCAAGAUGAUGAUAUAGGAUUUAUAAUGUUUGAAUGUGGUCUGGAAAGGUUAAGUGUUAAAAUGAUAAAAAAAUCUCAUUAUGAAAAAUCGGAAAAUUCUAACGAACACGUAAAUAUGUCCGACAAGUCAAACCAAAAAAAUUAUAAUUCACAAAAUCCCAAUGCAAAUGAAUCAUUGGAAACUGAUAAUUCUAAUAUAAGUUUGAAACCUGAAUUUGCUUGGAGAAUAUUGCAAAAAAAACCUCCUACACCGAAAACUCCUAAAGAAAGAAUAACUCAUGCGUUAGAACACAUUAUAGUAAUGGGCGAAGACGAUAACAAAAUAAAACAGUCGAAUAAAGCAGCUAAUGAUGCUGACCCAGAAUCAGAUGAGUUAAAGGAUGUCUCAACAGAAUCUGAAAAACCACACGCAAAUGGCAAUCAAAAUGACAAAACAUCUUCCUGCAUAAUCGAAUUAAAAUCCAUUUGGUUUAAUUUCGCUGCUCCGCCAUGUGUUCCUAUUACAAGAAAAAUUGAUUUUACGAGAUUGGAUUGGAAUCUUUUAAGUACAGCCUCCCCAGCUAUAACAGCCUGGAUGAAUCCAUGCAAUCGUUUGACUAUGAAAAUAAUAUCUCUUUCAAGGUCUGUUCACACACGAUACACUGCUAUCACGGCAUGUUUAAUGGCAGAUGCUCUAGAUAAUGAUAAAUUUCAAAGAAAACAAAAAAUAAAAAAAAGUCGUUACCCAAAUAUGUAUACAUUGCUUUCAAAAACUCUACAAGAAGACCCAAGUUGUCAAUUAUGCACUAUAAUGCAAAAAUUUAUGUUGGACGAAGGUGCUAAAAACUUUGAGUCAAACUUCAAACAAAGUGAUAUUCCUCAUUUAAAUGUUCUUAGACAAGGAGUCAUUGUACUGUGUCGCCAAUGGAAAAAUAUGCUUUAUAAUCCCAUUUUAUUUGAACAUCAAUACAAAAAUAAAUUAUUUAGAUCUGAUGUACCAUUAGCAUUUGAGCAAAUUGAUGAAGAAAAUGAAGAUGGUGAAUGUGAUGGUGAUGUAGAAAAUAUUGAACCUAUAAUUCCAGUGGAAAUUUUAGAAGAAACAGAAAAUACACUUUUGUUAGGUAAUGAAAGACUUAAAUUUGGUACCCCGGAGCCUGGGAAAACUUCAACUGAAACUUUAACAUCACCAAACUUACAUGGACUAAGAAGAAACAUUCAAAUGAUUCCAAUUAUAUCUGGCUUAGUUGAUAAGCAGCAUGCAGAAAUUGAAUAUGGCGCACUUCAGGACGAUUCAACAAGCUCUUUGAAUUCCCUUAAUAAAAUAUUGUAUGCGGAAAACCAAAAAGAAGAUAUUUAUACAUGGAUGGCGAAACAACAAGAAAAUUUUCAUAAAAAGGAAUUUAUACAUCAUCCUCCUGUAAGAAAAGCUACAAAUGCACUUCAAUCGCAUGAGUACAAGCAAGAUUCAAUUAAAUUAUUAGAUGCACAUUUGAUUUUUGAGCCACUUCUUACAUGUUUGGGUGUAAUGCCACAACAAAUGUUAAAUAAAGUUAAUGCUACUGAUAUAUCGACGUUGGAAAAUUUUGGUACAAAUGUAUCAUUAAUUGGUACAUUUGAUUCUAUUCGUGUCGAUAUUGUAGUAAGUGAAUUAGGCGAAAAUCAAAGUAAAAGUAAGAAUGGUGGUAAAAAGAGUUGCAAGAAAUCAAUUAUUAUGGAUGCUCCAUCUUUUCUUUGUGAAAAAGUUGGUAUAGAUUUAGAAGUUUUUAAAAUAUCAGAUGGAAAAAUAGAUCAAAGCAAACCCUAUAUCUAUAUAUCAAGAAGGCAGUUGAAAAAACAUGCUAGUACUAUAGUAAAUUUUAGUUUAAAUAUAAGAUUCAUAUCACAACAGGUAAAUAUGCCUUUAUUACGACUAUUGAAUCAAAUAUCGAAUAUGUAUCAAAAUGUUAAAGAUGCUCAAAAUAAAUUCCAUGAGCAACCUGAACUGGCCAUAUAUAGAAAAAAUAAUAUUAAAACAGACAUUAAUAUAGGAAACGAUGGUGAUGUAUAUGAAAUUCCAUAUUAUAUGACAGUACCACCAGAUAAUACAAGAAUUUUUGGAAAUGACAAAGUUUAUGACUCGAGUAUAUUUACAAGGAUUAAUAAUAAGUCAAUGCAACAACCACGUUCUUUUCUUUCACAACAUCAUCACCAUACACCAUCACCACAAGUUAAACCACGUCCCCAAAGUUUUGCUCAAAAAUUACGUUCGACUGGUAAAUCAGUGAAAGGAAAAUUAGGCUAUACAAAUUUAAAUGAAUCUAAAAUAUCACCAUUGCAAGAACAUCCUGAGAAUUAUAAUAAUUCAAAGUUAUCGCUAGAAUCAAGAGGAUUUAAUGCUGAUCAUGUUCCUAUACAUAACACAAAUAUUACAACUGGAAUCAUUUAUCAACCUGUAGAAAUACCAAAUUGCUGGAAAACUAUUUACCAUUUGCUUGAAUUAUAUGGAUCAAUGCCAGAAACAAAAAGAAUUCACAGGCCUUCGUUUUCUACAGAUGCCGUUGAAAGCACUAAGAAUCAAAAGAUACAGACUAAACCUAAUAAUAAAAUGGAUGAAGAAAGUAGUUCAGUUAAUGCUCCAGUUUCUAAAAAAAAUCAACUCCCGGAAAAGACAAGAAUUGCAAUAUUUGGUGUAGCAAAAAUACAUAAAACAAGACUUUUAGCAACGCUAAGUGGAUUAAAGCUUGAAGCUGAGAUUACUACUUUUAACAGUAGUUUUACAUGGAGAAAAAAAACCAGACCGAUUUCUUCAUUGGAAUGUUCACUAACAGGUCAAGUCGGAAGAGCAAUGAUUGUUUUACUUGAAGGUGUCACUCCAAAUCAACAAACUGUUGUUAAAAUAAUAAUUGGAAAAAGUCAAACACUAUAUUCAAGUGUAACCAAAAAAGGAAAAGAUAAAAAUAGUGGUUUGUUAUCAGUUGGUCCAGUUAAUAUUGAUAUUCCGCAACAUCCAGUUGCUUUGCAUGGUAUGAUGACUAGGAGUUCAAAACAGCUAUCUUCUACAUUACAAGAGCUUCGAGUUGGUCGUAAUUCAUCACGAGCUUCACACAAAGGAACGGAAGAUCCAGAAUCUCCAUUUCGUGCGCCUGAUACUAAAGAGAAAAAUCAACAGAAAGGAUUUUAUCAGGUUUCAAAAAGUGCGUCUAAUCAAAAUACUCUGUUACAACCAUUAGUGAUGCAGUUUAAUAUUUUAUUACAAAGUCUCUCUAUUAAUGCGGCAUUAUUGCCAUCACUUCAAGCACAGUACAAAAUGAAUCAUGUCAAUUCAAAUGGUGUAACGGGAAGUAAAGCAAAAUUUUCCAUCGAUUUGCCGACACAUACCUUAAGUUUUUCUACAAAAAUACAAGUAUUUUUAUUUACGAAUUAUAAUUUUUUUCACCUUAAAAUUGUGUUUUUACAGAGUCUCGAAGCAAACCUCCCAGCUGAAGCGUGUAUAGCUUUACCUCCAAUUCACGUUGUCGCAGAAUAUAUUCCUGAAAAUCAAAGCGAGGAUAUGGAAAUUGAUGGAAUCGUAUUGCGAAAAGGCAGUUACGUUAAUGCUCAAUGUGAAAUAGGGGAGUUCGAAAGAUGUUUAACAACUGAUUUACUUAAUCAUUUGGUGUUUGUACAAAAAGUUUUCAUGAAGGAAGUGAACGAAGUAAUACAAAAAGUUUACGGUGGAGAAAAACCUGUACCUAUAUGGUUAGAAGACUCACACAGUUAUCAGGUUUCUUCAGUUAAAAGAAUUUUAUUUUCUCUUAACAUAAGUAUGAAGCGAAUUCAGUUAACUGCAACUACACCUUGUUCAUCUGCCGUUCGUUUUGAAACGGGAACUCUUGAAUUACACCUUUCGAAUCGCGUUAAAAAUGUUGGUGAAGGACAUGAAAGAAAAUUAUUUGGCAAAGCUCAUAUAAAUUUUGAUUUAUCUCUUGGACAAAUUAUAAAAAAUAUUAUUUUUGAUGAAGCCGAACCCGAGUUCCAGCAAUAUGCAUUCUUUCAUACAACAAUUGCUUUGAGAAAUGCCUUCCAAGAUGAAUUGUUAAGAGAGGAUAAAGAAUUGAUAUUGUUGACUUUAAAGCGUCCACUUAUUUAUAUUCAGCCAGUAGCCGUAGACAAAGCAAUUCUUGUUUGGCUAAAUUACAAGAACGCUUAUGAGUAUUGGGCAGAAAAACGAGCUAAUCUAAAUUAUGAUUUGCCUGUUUUAGACCAGAAUACGUAUGAAAAAGCAGCUUUCGGACAAUUAGGAAAUAUUGCGGUUUCAAACUUGUCCAUGUUAUUUUUACAAUUGACCAUCGAAGACUUGGGAUUGUGUUUACCACUUAAUCCAGAAUCUUGGACUUCUAGAUCAUAUCAAGAUUUCGAAGCUAAAGGCGCUGUCGUAAUUACUUUGGAAGAUAUUAUUAUAUCAGCUUGUAAUUCUGGUUCAUUGGUGUCAAAGGGGAAAUUUUCAGGUUUAUGUUUGCGUUUUGCUGAUGACUUUGAAACAACACUAGACGAUUGGAAACCCAAUAUGAAUGAAGGUUGCAUUAUGAAUCUGUGUGUUGUUUCAGAGGGCACUUGCGAAGUCUGUUCUAGAACUAUUGCAACAAAAAAAAAUGAAAAUGCGAAAUGGUUUUUAAAUGUAAAAUGGCAAAUGGAGGGGGUUGAUAUACAUUUAGACACAAAUAUUGGAAAACAAUUAUCGUCACUUGGUCAUACGCUAACAACUUUGAGCGGCUUUGAAGAUGAUGACCUAAAUACAUUAGAGAGUCCUGAUAGUGAAAAUACUGAUUCCAACGCUCAGCAGAAAAAACAUGAUUUGGAAAAUUUACCAGCUUUUCUUUUUGAUCCAAGAAUUGAUUCAAAGAAAAGAUCAAUAAUGAUGGAAAGAGAAAUGACUGAGCAGUUGAAAAUAAUUAAUGAUUUAAGAACACUGGGAGCUUCACAUAAUACAGUUUCGCAUGAAGAAAGAAGACUUCAAGAAUUACAAGCCUUGUGUUACAAAUACUUUAGAAGGGACAUCAUUCAAAAAUGGAAAAGGCCAUCAAUGCGAUAUUCAAUGAUCAACACGAGCAGUAAACAACCAUCUUUUACAUCGCCAUCUACAAUAACUGACAUAGAUGAAGAUGGUUCUAAUAAGAAAUUAGAACAAAGUGAAUUGUCUGAUCUUCCAACUUCCCUUCGAAGUUGCGAUGCUUGGAAUAACUCUCUUAGAAGUACGAAAAGCGCAGGAAGACCAACUUUAUCUGCGGCUUUAAGGCAAACUUCUUUACCAAAUACAAACUUUGACUCAGAAUUAACAGAAAAUGAUAUAGUUUGGGCUUCUUCAGACGACUUAGCAAAUAAUAUUGUUACUCCUCCCGACAUUAAGAAAAAAUCGCAACAAAAGGAACCCAGCAUAGAUUUUGAAUUAGAUGUUAAAGUGUUAGUAAAUUCUGGUAAAUGCGUUCUUCAUACAAAAAGAAACAACAACGAAAAGGAUUCUUCAACUGGAAUUAAUAUUAAAUAUCAUAAACGAGAGCGCAGCAUCGGUAACGAUUGGAGUAGUCCGUUACCUUCAAGAAAACGUGAAAAAAGCAAAUUAAGAUAUAAUAAUCCAUUUCCACUGGAUUUAACAAUUUUUCAUAUUCCCGGUUUGGAUGUUAAAUUGCAAUAUCAAUCAACCACUGUUCAUGACGACUCUCUAAACUACUUAAUACCAGAUAAUCUUGAUAUAUCUGCAGUUUCGAAUAGAAGAAUGGGAAAUAAAAGGGCAUUUUUAUCAGCAUGGAUUAUAUUGCAAAGUAUACCAGAAGAAACAACAAUAUCGCCCCAUAUUCUUCAAUUUUUAGAAGAAACUUUAGAGCCUAUUUCAACAAAGUCUGAAAGUAAUAUAACUUCCGCGACACAGGGCAUGAAUAUUGAUUUACUGCCUGAUAAUUAUGUAGUCUAUGCUUCUUUCCCAGUUGAUGUGAUUGUAUACUUUCACAUGCAGCCAUCAACUUUCCGAUUUUCAUGUCUCCCUGUUUCUCGAGUAGAAUGUAUGCUUCAAUUACCAAGUUUAGAUAUAGUAUUUAGUUCUAAACGACAAGAUGAGAAUGAUUCAACAAAAAGUUUAGAAAAGAAUGCUUCAGGUGGUUUAAGUGUUACUGGAUGCCUGGCUGAUUUUAAUGUUUAUAUAUUUCAUCCUUAUGGAGGUAAAAAAUCUGGAUAUAAAGAUGCGAAACUAUAUCCAUUGAAUGAUGCAGAACGAAAAAAUUCAUUGAGUAUUAAUGUAGAAUUUGUGAAAUUCCACUUGAAUCGACGUCGGAAACUUUAUACCGAUUUGAUCUCAUCAAAACGAGUUGGAAAUGAUUCGCUCUCUAAAGCUGUAAUACGUUUUUCCACUAUCGUAGAUAUUGGAAGCGCUUCAUUCAAAUAUGAUAUGAGACGACUUACUGAAAUUUUAGCUUUUCCUAAAGCAUGGUAUAGACGCAGAAUAAUGCGAAGAUUAUUUUUAGGCGAUUUAAGUGGGCAAACGGAAAUAAAACCAAUGCAAAAAAAAUUGAAUUCCGAUUUCAAUGAACAUUACAAUGCAGCAAAUAACAUCGCUACAACUGACAAAUCUAAUCUAAGAAUUGCUCAAUUUGAUGCUAGUAAGAUAUUUUUGAAGCCUAAAAAUGAGGUUGACAACACUGGUAAUGAACAAAAUCAAGCCGCUGCUUGGGAGACACUCGUUCUAUUUGGAAUCAAUUUUACUAAAUUAAAUGUUCAAAUGAAUAUGGGAAAUGUUAUGGGCAAUGUUGUGUGGCUUACAAAAGAUUUUCAAAGCGAUGGUCGACUAAAUAUUAUGAGUUCUGGUUAUAAAAAUAUGAGAAUCGGCAUACAUUUGGGAGGUUCGUCAUUAGAUGCAAAGGGGGGUAUAGUUGGCGGCAAUUUCGAGCUUAGUCAGAUUGAUAAACAAAUUCGAAUAAAAGAACAGGUAGGUCUGGAGCCGAACCAUACUGUUGGUUUAAAUUUAAAAGCGCUGGAACUGAGACUAGAUUAUAUGGGCACCAGCGUCCUAAUGACUCGUAUAAGCAGUUUUUCAAUUUCGAUGCAUGAUGAGUGGAAAACAAGCGAAACAAUAAGAAAACUCACUAAAAAUGCGAUUAUAUUUUUCCAUAGUGAUGUUUCAUGGGAUCAGCUUCAAAUAAUGAUAUCAAAAUCAACAACAGCAGACAUUUUAAAAAUGUACAACAAACUUGAAGAAUUCUUUUCACAACAAUUUAAAUCCUCGAAACGCGUUUUUUCGAUUUUGGAAUCUAAAGAAAGUGAUAGAAAUGCGAGCUUAAAGAAAAAGCAUAUGAGGAAGAAGGAGAAAUUUACAAGUGAGCAAAAUAAUAUCGACUCAAGUAAUUUUAACACAGAAGGUAGUCAUCACAGACAUUGGCAAAAACCGCUGGCAUUAUCUAAAGGCCUAAAGUUGUUAUCUUUAUCAUCAAGUCUCCUAGAGCGAGAAAAUGUACUUGGAGGGACAGUUGAAUUACGUGGUAGUAACAUAUCCUUAGCCUGUUUUCAUGGCAUUAAUUUUAAGUCAAAAUGUUGGGCUUUAUUUAGUUUAAAAGAACCUUGCAUAAAUUAUGUAACUGAAGCACGACUUAUAAAUGAUACUGGUGAUAUUAAGGCUACGCAGACCUUGACAUUCAAUUUGGGCGAGACAAAUAAAACUCCUCAAAAUCACUCUAUGGCAAUCGUUAGUAGAAUAACAAGAAAUGUAAUAUUUCCUCCGCAAUUCAAAAAUUUGCAUGAAUGGUUUCAGUAUGCAUUUGCAAAUAGUGAAAUUGAUGCGGUAGAUCGUUUUCCUAUAUUAGAAAAAGAAAAAGAAAUUGCUACGAAUUCUAUUGAAAGAGUCAGAACGUCAAGCUCAAUACCUUCUAAAGCUCAGGAUCAUAAUCACAAUAGAGAGGUUAUUUUUGCUCUGCCAAGCUUACAAUGUCAUUUCAAAACGGAACACAAACAGGGUGCAACUAUUCCCCUUCUUACAGACGAAAAACCGAUUGUUUUAUGCAGUUUUAUAACCGAAUUUGAUGAUCACAUUUUUGUUACUGUUGAUGCAGAUGCUUUUUUCUUCUUACACGAUUUAAUUACAUCGUAUGUUAAGGAAAAAGAAAAAGUGAUUGAAGCUCAGAAUGCUAAAACAACAUCCCCGAACAUAUCACAAGUAAGCAAACUUUCAAAUGGUUCAACAGUAGUAAAUGGAAAUAACACAACUUUAAAUUCGACAUUACAAACUCAGACAUCAUUAGAAGAAAAUAAGUCAUUGAACACUUCACAACAGCAAAAUGGAAGUAAAAAAAUGGAACAAGAUUUAGAUUUAGAAUCAUUUGUACGUGAUUGGCGUCAUUUUGAAUGUAAAACCUGGCAUUUAGAACCUACUGUUAGACUUUUAUCAUGGGCUGGAAAAUCAAUAGAGCCAUAUGGAAUAGAUUAUAUUCUAAAUAAAUUAGGUUUUAGUCAUGCUAGAACAACUAUACCAAAGUGGAUGCAAAGGGGAUUUAUGGACCCUUUUGAUAAAAUACAAGCAUUAUUAAUGACUCAAUUAUUAGCUUUAGUAAAAGAGAAUAAGCCAAAUAAUGAACAACCAUAAAGAAAAAAUUAAAAAAGUAUUGUGUAUCUAUUGUGUAUUCAAUUAAUUAUAAACUAAUUUAUUAUAUAUCUAUUCACAUAAUGUUUAAUUUAAAGGUCGUAAAUACAAAAACAUGAAAAUCAAAUAA
Molecule: messenger RNA, 14508 nt
Organism: Condylostylus longicornis
Lineage: Eukaryota; Metazoa; Arthropoda; Insecta; Diptera; Dolichopodidae
Gene: tweek
Product: bridge-like lipid transfer protein family member 1
Exons: 60
Coding region: 39-14381 (4780 amino acids)
Biological process (GO): synaptic vesicle endocytosis
Source: RefSeq, a predicted model, not a curated record